AUGGCAACAAGGGUAAAAGAAGGCUUGGUAGGUAAGGAAAAAAGGGGAAUUUCUCCAUCUUCUAAGAAAAGUCCCAGCACUUCAAAAGAGCCUUCUCCUAAUAAAAGACAUGAUUCAACUACUUCAGAAAGAAGCGUUCCAAACUAUCUUAAGCCAACCAUAAGUUCAGCUCUUGAUGCUUCUAGGUCUCAUGUCAAGAAGCAUCCUCCCAGUGAGUCUGCACAGAAGGCAACCCUUGCUAGAAGAAGAUCCUUUGACAAGCCCCUCCCACCAUCUCAUGUACAAAAAACACGAAUUUCUCCUAAUCCUAGGGAAAGAAAUAUUAGAUCCUCCUCUUUUGGUGUUAAGACAACCACUACUUCACAAAAAUCCCCAUCAGAUAGAUUAUCAAAGGUACCAAAAUCUGAUGGUAGAGAGCACUCCCUGCAUCCAAGACCAAAGAAUGUGAAAACAAGCAACAUAACUAUAAAGAACCAAGAAACUCAGGGUAGUACUUUUUCAGUAAAGCCACCAACUGAAAGACCUCAUGGUACAGUUGAUACUCCAGUUGUGGUUGAUUUUCCACAAGUAGCUGAACAUCAAGAAGAAGAUCUGGGUUCAACAAUUAAUGAAAUUGAUGAAGACAUUCUAAAUGUGGGAAAAGAAAAUGUAAGUGUAACAGAUGAAUUUCUGGUCCUUGAAGAUAAGAUACAUUCCAAUGUGACAAAAUAUGAACCAGAAAGCUAUGAACUUCAGGAAUUCAAGAUGAUUGAGUCGUCCUCAAUUUUGAAAGACCAAGAUGCAAACAUUGGUGCUAGACUUGAAGAACCAGAAGAUGAAUUACAGGUUGGAGAAAUUACUAGCAAUCAAUCAAAAAUACUAGAACAUCCACAUGAUAAAGAGGAAAAAAAUAUCAACAAUCAAGACGAAAAUGUUGAAGAAGGCCCUAAAGUUGAGGCCCCAAAGAUGGAAGGAGAAAAUACCAAAGAGGAUACUAUUGCUGCUCAAACCUUUGAUGAAAAGGAAGAAAGUAGUGAUGGAAGCCUAGUUCUUGACUCACAGCAUGAAACAGAUUCUGCAAAGGAUGUUGCCAAAGAAGUGAAGAAAGGUCCUGAAAGGGAAACAACAAAACCAGAAGUGAUUCAAGGGAAAAAUGAUUCAGCGCCAUUAUCCAACAAUGUGAUAGAGGUGACUGCAAGCAAGCUUCGAGAACAAAGGAAGAACAAGGUGAAAGCCUUAGCUGGUGCUUUUGAAACUGUCAUAUCAUUACAAGACAACAAGUGA
Molecule: messenger RNA, 1263 nt
Organism: Coffea eugenioides
Lineage: Eukaryota; Viridiplantae; Streptophyta; Magnoliopsida; Gentianales; Rubiaceae
Exons: 1
Coding region: 1-1263 (420 amino acids)
Molecular function (GO): calmodulin binding
Source: RefSeq, a predicted model, not a curated record